Molecule: messenger RNA, 2527 nt
Organism: Pocillopora damicornis (cauliflower coral)
Lineage: Eukaryota; Metazoa; Cnidaria; Anthozoa; Scleractinia; Pocilloporidae
Product: cytoplasmic dynein 1 intermediate chain 2
Biological process (GO): transport along microtubule
Cellular component (GO): cytoplasmic dynein complex
Molecular function (GO): dynein heavy chain binding; dynein light chain binding
Source: RefSeq, a predicted model, not a curated record
CACGAAGGUGUUGUUGUCGGCCAUUUUAGAAGUUUAGUGUCAUCAACACAACCUUAUUUUCAUAGGAUUUUUGCACGAUCACCUGGAGAAAUAUGUCUGAUCGGAAAGCUGAGUUAGAGAAAAAGCGAAGGCGCUUAGAAGAAAUCAAACGAGCUCGAGAAGAAAAGAAAAAGCAAGAGCAAGAGCAAAGCAAGACAGCGGCUGCACCAAAGGGUGGUGCCAGUGCUACUUCUGCAUCAACAGAAUCCAAAGAGACUGAUAUUGAGAGGAAAAAGAGGGAAGCUGAUGAGCUGCUCAAGGGAAUUAUUCCUGAUGAUGUAAUUGAUGGCACUGCAGUGUCUCCCCUUAUACCAAGAUCUACCAAAAGUGAAGGAGCCAGCCCAGGUAAAGAUGUGACAUCAAGGCCUUUGGCACACCAAGAGAAGAAAAGGCCAGCGAAGUUGGGUGUAUCACAGCUUACUCAGACAAAUAUUCCACCCAAGGAACCAGUUUUGUAUAACAAAGAAACACAAACUCAAAAUGCAGAGCCAGAAGAACCACCUGAUGAAUUUGAGACUCCAGCUGCACCAAAGCCAAAGGAGACUGAAGCACAACCUGAACCUGAAGAUGGAGGAGAAGAUGGAAGAGAAGAAGUGCCUGUCAUAGAGCUCAGUGAUGAACAAAAGGAACAGAUAUUGAAUUCUGGAGAAUUCAGCAAGUUCUUUGAUAAAGCGACAAGAAUGAUGGAAAGAGCCUUGUGUGAAACAGUUGAUAUCACAUUUGAUUACUCUGGAGCUGAGACAGAGGACACUGAAGGAGACACACAGGCCUCUGGUAAACUCUCAUUCAACCGAGAGUUCUUUGAUGAGAGGUGGUCAAGGCAUAGGACAGUGACUUGCCUGGACUGGUCAACACAGUACCCAGAGCUGUUGGUAGCAUCGUACAACAACAAUGAAGAUGCCCCACAUGAGCCUGAUGGUGUAGCGCUCAUAUGGAACAUCAAAUAUCAGAAAGAAUCUCCGGAAUAUGUAUUUCACUGUCAGUCUGGUGUGACGUCAGUUACCUUUGCCAAGUUUCAUCCCAAUUUAAUCGUUGGUGGGACAUAUUCAGGCCAAAUUGUAUUGUGGGACAACAGAAGCAGUAAAAAGACACCAGUACAGAGAACACCUCUCUCUGCCACUGCACACACACAUCCGGUUUAUUGUGUGAAUGUGGUUGGAACUCAAAAUGCUCACAAUUUGAUCAGUGUCUCCACUGAUGGAAAGAUGUGUUCUUGGAGUCUUGACAUGUUGUCACAGCCCCAGGACAGCAUGGAGCUUCAAUUUAAACAGUCCAAGGCUGUGGCUGUGACGUGUUUAUCGUUUUUGGCCGGUGAUGUCAAUAAUUUUGUGGUUGGGAGCGAGGAGGGCUCGGUUUACACAGCCUGUCGACAUGGAAGUAAAGCGGGAAUCAGUGAUAUAUUUGAAGGUCAUUAUGGACCAGCGACAGGCAUUGAUACUCACUCGGCAGCAGGACCUAUUGACUUCUCUUACCUGUUUUUGACAUCUUCAUUUGAUUGGACCAUCAAACUGUGGAGUCACAAGAACCCACGUCCGCUGUACUCUUUUGAAGACAAUGGCGAUUAUUUGUAUGACGUACAGUGGUCCCCAAUCCAUCCUGCUUUGUUUGCUGCCGUGGACGGAACAGGAAGACUGGACCUGUGGAAUCUUAACAACGACACAGAGGUACCAACAGCGAGCACUAGCGCCGAAUCAAUGACGUCACUUAAUCGUUUACGAUGGACGCAUUCUGGUCACCAGAUCGCCGUGGGUGAUGAUGACGGUCACGUAUUCAUCUAUGAUGUUGGCGAGCAACUUGCUGUCCCAAGAGUGGAUGAAUGGUCAAGAUUUCAAAACACCAUUCAUGAGAUCCAAGCGAAUGCCUCAUCCAACAUUGGCGAAAUAGGCUCCCCCAAAAUGUCGCCGUCCAAGAUGCCAUUUAGUUGAUUUUAUUUCCGCUGUAAUUCUGAGAUAAUAAUGCAGUAGGACUGUAAUAUAACAGAACUGAGUCAGCCAUGCUAGGAAAAGGACUCAGUUGUUUUCUCAGGGAGACUGGAAUGAAGGUCGUGAAUAGGGAUGCUUCAUGUUCUUUAUAUUAUUAUUUGUUCAGGUUUUAGAGAUGUUAGACUAGUCUAUCCACAUUUUGCGUGCUGAAGAGAGAGAAAUAGGUUAAAUGGUGUAUUGUCCUGGCAGAUGUAAGUUAUAUUUGUCCUUUUUCGGUUGAUUUUAGCAAUUUUCUGAAAAGUUUCGAAUUUUGCCCGAAACGUACGAGACAACUUUAACUCAGAGUAUGAGAAUGUGUCUGAAAAUAAUUUUGAAAGUUUUUUUGGGUUAUUGCGCACUGAGGAUAGGGCCUCAACGGUCACAAGUCUUAAAUGUGUUUCCUAUCGUGAGAGAAUUUGACACGUGGUGAUUCUGUUAACCUGGAGAAGCUUUAGAAGUAAAAUUUUAUAUAUUUGUGGCGGUCUACUGCAAGAAAUAAAGAUAUCUGUCAACCACAUCUCAAGAAA